This is a messenger RNA of Quercus robur (English oak), 543 nucleotides long. RefSeq lists its product as uncharacterized. Bases 1 to 543 code for a protein of 180 amino acids. The transcript has a single exon. The record is from RefSeq and is a predicted model, not a curated record. Lineage: Eukaryota; Viridiplantae; Streptophyta; Magnoliopsida; Fagales; Fagaceae.
AUGUCCGUGGCUCGGCUACCCACCGAGGGCGCUGAUUCAGGGCCAAAGUGGGCUAAGAUGGAUAUCCCAUUGGCAUUGAGUUUCUCGGACGAGGACAAAAUUGGGACCAUCCAACCACACAAUGACGCUUUAGUGAUCACGUUUAGGAUCGGGGGGUAUGACAUGAAAAGGGUGAUGGUGGACCAGGGCAGUGCAGCCGAGAUCAUAUACCCCGACUUGUACAAGGGGCUGAACUUAAGGCCCGACGACUUGAUAGCCUACGACUCUCCUUUGGUGAGCUUCGAUGGGAAGACUAUCAUCCCAAGGGGUCAAAUCAGACUACCCGUGCAAGCAGGUUCAGAAGUGGUGGAAGUAAACUUCAUCGUGGUGGAUGCUUAUUCCCCCUACACAACCAUUGUAGCCAGAACCUGGCUUCAUGCCCUGGAGGCCGUCUCUUCCACUCUGCACCAAAAGAUGAAAUAUCCGUCGGGGGUUCGCAUUGAAGAAAUCGUGGGAAGCCAAUCUACAGCUAGGCAAUGCCUGGUGGCUGCCAUCUUACAUUAA